UUCACGGGUGAUUGUGGCGGAUGUAGUAGACCAACAAGGAAGUUAGCUAGUUUGGGCUGGUACAGCUAGCUAGCAGGCUGUAAAAUAACGAAAUUAAGCUCCAAUAAAUCAUUUUCCAAUUGGUUAUUUGUGAAAUAUGUCCAACAACAAUCGAGUGGAUUUACAGGAUGGAAACAUGUCACAAGUUUUGAGAAAAUGACGAGAUGACUUGCCUUACAGUGGCCUGGACAUUUGUGAUAUGUUAACGUUAAUCACAAAAGACAAGUGUGUAAGAUGGACUGAAGGAAUUAGUUAGCUGCAGACUUUUGAUAUGUUACUAGCUGUACAUGUAAAUAUAUGACCAAAAAGCACUGUAAGUUAUCUACAUAUCACUAGUCAACAUGGCCCUACAAAUAAGUUGUUAAUAUUUGCAUGCUCUGUCAUCACUUUUUAAGGUCAAUUCACCUGCACAUACAUUUGAAUGACUAACACAUAAACAGAGCUGAUCAUGUCACUAGCAAAGCAGGCACAAACGUGGUUCCCAACUCAUGUCCAAGCCACUGUUCUCCAAGCAACUGACCUACAAGCUAAGGGUAAGCACGGCAACAACGACGCCUACGCUAUCAUCCAGCUGGGCAAAGAGAAGUACUCAACAUCUGUGGCAGAGAAAACACUCAACCCAGUGUGGAGAGAAGAAGCCGCCUUUGAACUGCCUGGUCUGCUUCUGGAGGGCAAUCCAGAAAUCUAUGAAUUAUGCCUUAUUGUGAUGCACAGGUCCCUGGUGGGGAUGGAUAAAUUCCUGGGCCAGAGUACCAUCAAUCUCAAUGAUAUUUUUGAUAACAAGGAGCGAAGGAAAACAGACUGGUACUCCUUGGACUCCAGGCCAGGGAAGAAGAGGAAGGAGAGAGGGAAGAUCCAGGUCAGCAUUCAGUUCAUGAGGAACAACAUGACGGCCAGCAUGUUUGACCUCUCCAUAAAGGACAAGCCCCGCUCGCCCUUCACCAAACUCAAGGACAAGAUGAAGGGGCGCAAGCACGACGGUGGUCUCUCCGACACCACCUCAGCCAUCCUGCCCCGCUCCGCCAUGUGUGACUCUGAGACCCUUCGCCAACCCAGUGCUUCUGACCAUCAGCCAGAGCCCAAGAUCAAGAGACACCUACUGGCCGGCUCCCAUACGCUCUCUGCAGCCCGCUCCAUGUCUGACCUCAUUGGCACUCACUUCCGCCCCAAGCUGGACUCUAGAAACUCCAUGGAACAGCUGGAGAAAGAGAGUGGUGCCGCCCCUCACAGGCACUCCCAGGGCGAGGUGCCAGGCUACCAGGACAGCGAGGGGCAAGGUGAUCCUUUUACUCAUAUCAGCGAUGGCUUGCCGCAGAAGUACGCCACCCUCCCACGCAACCGCAACCCGUUCGAGGGGGAGCAGGGCCAGCUGUGGGACCGAGGGGAGAAAAAGGAGAAGAAGGAGAAGGUCAGCCUGCUGGAACGUGUGACCGGGAAGAAGGAGGGACGCAAGACCAACAACGGGGGGCGUUCGGGCAGCUCUGGAGACCUGCGCUCCAGCAACCCAUUCAGCAGCGACUCUCAGGGAAACACCCAAACAACCAACCCCUUCCUCUCACACAAAAAUAUAAGCGAUAAAAAUCACACCACUAAUGGAGACAUCCGAAAGGCAAGAGAGAACCACGGAAAGAAAAAUGAGACGAUGCAGACGAGCGCGGCUUCCUACAGCAACUUAUCUUUCGACGAGGUGGUGCAUGAGCUCAUCAAGCAGAAGGGGGUGGUGAAAAAGAAGGACGCCCAUAUCCGUGAACUGGAAGACUACAUUGAUAACCUGCUGGUGCGUGUUAUGGAGGAGACGCCGAGCAUCCUACGGACACCCUACGAGCCCAAGAGGAAAGCGGGGAAAAUCUCCAAAAAGAACUAGUGUCAAGGUAGAGUUAGGGGUUCCAACGAUAUGCUCUUGUUUCAGUGAGGGCCCAUCCUAGCCAUUGUGAAAUGUAUUGUGGGUAUAGAACAAAAAUGAAGAGAAGGGGAUUGACCCAUGCCACCAUUUUUAUUUUUUGAAUUUUUAUUUUAAUAGGUUUUGCAUGCUUUGAUUUGAGUGUACACCAGUUUCCCCAUCAAUUUCAUUGGGAAGUGAAGUACUCCCGACUACAUAAAUAUCUGACAAUUUGACUUGCAUUUUAACAAACCCCAUGGCUUUCCCAUAAUUAUAGAAAUACUAACCUGUGAAUCAGUUCAGUUGUUGUGUAGUGAUCCACUUACCCUUUUUUUGUUAUUAUACCUCUUGCUCUGUU
This is a messenger RNA of Oncorhynchus tshawytscha (Chinook salmon), 2276 nucleotides long. Its product is annotated as rab11 family-interacting protein 2. The coding region runs from base 488 to 1903 and encodes 471 amino acids. Lineage: Eukaryota; Metazoa; Chordata; Actinopteri; Salmoniformes; Salmonidae. Gene Ontology annotation, cellular component: phagocytic cup; endosome. The record is from RefSeq and is a predicted model, not a curated record. Gene Ontology annotation, biological process: regulated exocytosis. The transcript has 6 exons. Gene Ontology annotation, molecular function: small GTPase binding.